AUUUUGCUUCAGAUAUAUUAUCAAAAAUAAAAAGCAUAGAAGAAUAUUAGCAAAUAUUUUUUACAUAGCAUUUGUGAUUACAAAAUACAGAAUAACAGAUAAAAAGAUUUUUACAAUUUAAAAAAUUUUUGAAAACUGAUAAAGAGGCAAAUUGAAUAGCAGUUGUAGCAGGAACUAUCAUAAUUUCUUGCAUGUAACUCACACUCAGCAAAUAAUCUAUAAAAAUUGUUAUAACAUACAUAGCCUGUACUUGCUUUCAGAUUGACUUUAAUAUGUAGAUAGCCCAUGGGUUAUAUGCAGGAAAUUACAAUAACUAUAAAGGAAAUCUUCUGCGGCGGUCGGCAACACUGCGCCGACCACCGUCCCCAACUUGUGUGACAUCAGAGGUCGAGGUUCACACUCUUUGGGUCGACGUGCUCAGGUCCGGACGCUCAUCCCGUUCUCUCCGACUUUUGUCUACAGGAUCGGCGUUGUUCUAACCAUCUGUACAUAGAUUUGUAAUUAUCAGUAAAUAAACUAGUGAAUACGACAUUCGGAUCCCUCUUUCAACCCUAGAAUAUAUAACUCGACGCCACGACGAUUCCGUUUGCGGAUGCGAUCGGAUUGAGCGAUCUGACUAACUUCAACUAUUUAGAGGAACCAUUAAUGGUCCCCUCACUGGUGAGCCGGACAUGACCCGACAACGUGGGAGCUCAACACCGAACCUUCCCAAGCCCAGACGCUAUUUACGGAAAUUCAGGUAGGCCUCUUUUUAUCUUCCACGCCGGUCAAGCAGCUGAACAAAGAUGGCAGAGCCCGAACCCACGGCAGAAGUGAACAGAGUGGCUCUCAAACUACCUCCAUUUUGGGACAAGACCCCAGAGUUGUGGUUCGCCAAUAUAGAGGCCCAGUUCGCCAUUUCGGGCAUCACAAAGGACAGUACCAAGUACUACUCUGUCGUGUCUGCUUUCCACUCCGAUGUCUUGAACUACGUAAGCGACAUCGUCCUCAACCCACCGGCCGAAAAUCGUUAUAAUACACUUAAGGCCAGACUGCUCGCCGAUUUCUCAGACUCGGAACAAAGGCGAAUCAAAGUGCUACUCUCAGAUAUCGCGUUGGGAGACGAAAAGCCAUCACAUUUAUUAAGAAAAAUGAGGCAGUUAGCCAACAAUAAAUUAGGGGAAGACUUUCUAAAAACCUUAUGGCUACAACGACUGCCGCAACAGACCCAAGCGAUCCUGGCAGCCUCCGACGACGGGUUAGAAAACUUGGCCAUCAUGGCCGACAAAAUAGGCGAGGUAACGCAUGCGAACGUCGACGAAGUCCAAAAAGGCCCCGAUAAUACACAAGUCCAGUUAAGCGAGCUCCAGGCACAAAUAGAAUCCCUUAGUCAGAGAAUUGAACGAUUAGCUCGGCCCCGAGACAAGUCCAGGCAAGGCAGUGGACAUUGGCGGCGGCGCUCAAAGACGCCCAAGGGAGAGGCUAGCCACCUUUGCUGGUAUCACCAAAAAUACGGGAGCGAGGCAAAACGCUGCCGCUCUCCAUGCUCUUUCCGCCAGUCGGGAAACCCAUAAGGAAAUCGCACGAAACGGCCCGGUGCGAUUUCCGACCCAAUAACAAGAGCCGUUUAUUCAUUUUCGACCCCGUUUCCAACCGUGACUACUUGGUGGAUAGCGGAAGCGAUGUGUGCGUUUUACC
This is a messenger RNA of Centruroides sculpturatus (bark scorpion), 1677 nucleotides long. RefSeq lists its product as uncharacterized. The record is from RefSeq and is a predicted model, not a curated record. The coding region runs from base 786 to 1553 and encodes 255 amino acids. Lineage: Eukaryota; Metazoa; Arthropoda; Arachnida; Scorpiones; Buthidae. The transcript has a single exon.